Molecule: messenger RNA, 2387 nt
Organism: Etheostoma cragini (Arkansas darter)
Lineage: Eukaryota; Metazoa; Chordata; Actinopteri; Perciformes; Percidae
Gene: slc1a6
Product: solute carrier family 1 member 6
Exons: 12
Coding region: 504-2192 (562 amino acids)
Biological process (GO): L-glutamate transmembrane transport
Cellular component (GO): plasma membrane
Molecular function (GO): L-glutamate transmembrane transporter activity; neutral L-amino acid transmembrane transporter activity; glutamate:sodium symporter activity
Source: RefSeq, a predicted model, not a curated record
GAUGGUAUGUGGAGCCUAUUAAUCACGUGACCACAUAGUUGCUUCUCUAAUUAUGAAAUUCAUUAAGAAAGCAGUUAGUUAAGAGAGAUUUACACAGGAUUCGUUGUUGUGGACGGGCAGCAGGUGGUUCAUCUCUAUUAUUUAUUUCUCUGAAGGAUCCUUAACCUCUCCUCCUCCCACGCAGAACUGCAAGGCGCUCCUCUCCGCCGGAGGCUCCAUGGACGCGCACAUGCUGCUUGAUAGUAAAACGGGAGGUACAGUGAAAUUGAUGAGAUGAGAUACAGUGUGUGGGCACCACUAGUUCAUUAUCGGCUGGGUGGUGGAGAUUUAGAAAGAGAGAGAGGAACCCACAUGAGUGUGAGGAGCGUCUUGGACAGCCAGAGCUUCUUUAGGGAGGACAACAAGGUGAAGACGGAAGGAUCUGAUGACGGCUUGACACAACUAAAGGCAGAAAACAGGUUUCCCACGAGACCUGCCUCCUGGACCAGGUGCUGGAACUGAUUAUGAGCGAGAAGCCCCCCAACAGUGCUAGUCUUUUCCUAAACGAGGACGUGGACAAACCCCCCCUUCCAGAGAGAGGAGACUUGAGGAGACGCCUUCGCAGGGCCAUGGAGAGGAGAGCCAGCAGCAUGAAGGAGAAGAUGAGCUCCAUCAGUCGGGACAGCAUCAAAGGCUUCCUUAAGAGGAACUUGUUUGUUCUGUUCACUGUCGCCGCUGUUGCUCUAGGUGUAAUCCUGGGCUUUGCCUUGCGCCCCCACAACCUGUCCCUGAGGGAGAUCAAGUACUUUGCCUUUCCAGGAGAGCUACUAAUGAGAAUGCUACAGAUGCUGGUGCUGCCUCUCAUCGUCUCCAGUCUGGUCACAGGUAUUUCCUCCUUGGACAGCAAAGCGUCAGGUAAGAUGGGUAUGCGUGCAGUGGUCUACUACAUGGUGACCACACUGAUUGCCGUGUUCAUUGGUAUUGUCAUCGUGAUGAUCAUCCGGCCGGGGAAAGGCAGCAGGGACAGUCCUGUGGCCAACAGUGGAAACAUAGAGCCGGUUCAGGCUGCUGAUGCUUUCUUGGAUCUCAUCAGGAACAUGUUUCCCCCCAAUCUGGUAGAGGCUUGUUUCAAGCAGUAUAAAACUGUGUACAAGAAGACUGUGCACACAAGGAACGUAAAAGUGGCCGUGAACCUCACUGACUCUCUAAACGUGACAGAGUCUAACCUGGGCGUAAACCUCAGCAGGGUGCUGCACACCAUACAGGAGACGGUGGAGGAGACUGUCCCUGUGUCCGGGUCCUCCAGUGGAGUGAACGCUCUGGGUUUAGUGGUUUUCUCCAUGUGCUUUGGUCUGGUCAUUGGCAACAUGAAGCAGCAGGGCCAGGCCCUCAGGGACUUCUUUGACUGCCUGAAUGAAGCGAUAAUGAGGCUCGUGUCCAUCAUCAUCUGGUAUGCUCCUGUCGGAAUACUGUUCCUGAUUGCGGGAAAGAUCGUGGAGAUGAAGAAUCUGGCAGAGGUGGGCGGCCAGCUGGGGAUGUACACUGUGUCGGUCAUUGUGGGUCUCCUCAUCCAUGGCCUCGUUGUCCUGCCAUUGCUCUACUUCCUAGUGACCAGGAGGAAUCCCUACAGCUUCAUUGGUGGCCUGCUGCAGGCGCUCAUCACUGCUCUGGGAACUUCAUCUAGCUCUGCCACCCUGCCCAUCACUUUCCGCUGUCUGGAGGAGAACAACCGCGUGGAUAAACGAGUGACACGUUUUAUCCUCCCUGUGGGUGCCACCAUUAACAUGGAUGGCACCGCCCUCUACGAGGCUGUGGCAGCCAUCUUUAUUGCCCAAGUCAAUGACAUGGACCUAAACUUUGGGCAGAUUCUUACCAUCAGUAUCACAGCAACGGCUGCCAGCAUAGGAGCAGCAGGCAUCCCUCAGGCUGGCCUGGUUACCAUGGUGAUCGUAUUGACAUCGGUGGGACUGCCCACAGAGGACAUAACACUGAUCAUUGCUGUGGAUUGGUUCUUGGACCGCUUGCGGACCACCACCAACGUGCUGGGUGACUCGCUCGGGGCUGGCAUCGUGGAGCACCUUUCCCGUGGAGAGCUGCAGAGUCAAGAUGCUGAGGUGCGCAACUCUGUUAUCGAGGAGAAUGAGAAGCCCUACCAGCUUAUCUGUCAGGAAAACGAUACACUCAACCACCACAACAACGAGACCACAAUGUGAAGACAAGAGCUACACCCUUAAGCGCUUCAUGUACCAAAAGCAUUCUAGCUAGAGGGUUGGCUUGCAAUGGUGCAGGGACAGUCUGGGUUCAUAGUUCAUGGUCAACUCAGCCAGUUCUUGGGAUCAUUUUCGCAGUUGAAGACGACAAUUCACAUAUUUCUCUGGGAAACAAGGAAAUACAAAACAAAACAGCCA